AUGUCGGCACUUCUAAGUGGCGUUAAUUAUAGGGCGGGUCCGGAUCGGUGGUUAUGGAGUUUAAAUCCGACAGGUGAAUUCUCGGUGGUAAGCAUCAAAGACGUUGCAGCAAUAUAUGGUAGAUCGGCUCCUGCAUAUUCAUUUUUUUGGAAUAAUUUUGUUCCAAAAAAGGUUGGGAUAGUCUCUUGGCGGGUGAUUAUGGAGAGACUCCCUACUCGGGCAGCCUUGGUAGCUAGGAACAUCGAUAUUGGGGAUCCGAGUUGUCCUUUCUGCGGUGAGUAUGAUGAAACAUGCGAUCACAUCUUUGCGGCUUGCCAUUUUGCUCAAGUUGUUUGGCUAGUAAUUGCACAAUGGUGCAAAAUUCCUCCAAUAAUUGCCUUCGGUCUCAAAGAUCUCCUGGAUGCACAUGUUGCUGUGGUAGGUUCCAAAAAGAAAAAGAAAGUAUUUAGUGCUAUUUUCCAGGUCGUUAUUUGGAGCAUUUGGAAGAUGAGGAAUGAGGUAAUCUUUGGAAACGAAUAUCCAAAUAUCUCUAAGGUGGUGGACGAAUCAAAAUCGAUGAGCUUUCUUUGGAUAAAGUAUCAGUUGAAAUCACUUGACUGGACAUGGAACGAGUGGAGAAAUUUUAGGAUUGCAAUGUAA
Messenger RNA from Helianthus annuus (common sunflower), 639 nucleotides. RefSeq lists its product as uncharacterized. Lineage: Eukaryota; Viridiplantae; Streptophyta; Magnoliopsida; Asterales; Asteraceae. The record is from RefSeq and is a predicted model, not a curated record. The transcript has a single exon. The coding region runs from base 1 to 639 and encodes 212 amino acids.